CUGGUGGCUCGGUAAAAAAAAAGAAAAAGUAAAAAAAAAAGUUGUGGACUGGCGCACACUCGCUUGAAAGGGAAAGGAGCGGUGCAAGGCAUUAGCUUUGCACUUAAUGAAACAGUGGGUAUUCACAAACUUUUCCGAGUUUUCUAAGGUUUGGCUUUCCCUACAAGUCACAAUGCUGGAAUACAGUUGGUAUGGGCAGGUCCAGACCCACUUGGACAAUCCAUCUAGGUAUCACGUUCAGCAAACUCAGAGGCAUCAAGUGAAGCAGUACCUAACGCUGGAUGCGAAGCUGUCUAGCCAAAGCCUGUCAUCUCAUUCCCAUUCAAUCCAUUCUUCAGCAGCUAUGCCCAUAUUAAGGAGUGGGCAUAUGCCUCCGACCAACAUCAGCACUCCUGGGAGUCCAGUGACCAAGUUAUUAAGUCUUGGAGGAGAACAAGAAAAUGCGAUGGAGGACGUUAUCGAUGACAUAAUCAACAUGGAAUCUAGUUUUAAGGAUGAAGGGAUAGGUUGCUCUGAAACACCGCUUCUCUUGCAAAGCACUCUUUCAAGUAGCAUUUUGGAUAUAUACAACAGUGACCAAGGAAUGCCAGCUGCUAAUAUGGGCCUCACGAAUGCAUCCUGCCCAUCUAAUUUGCCUGUUAAAAGGGAAAUCACAGAAACAGAUACUCGAGCAAUGGCAAAGGAGAGGCAAAAAAAGGAUAACCAUAAUCUCAUUGAAAGAAGAAGACGGUACAACAUUAAUUACCGGAUCAAGGAGCUUGGUACACUUAUCCCAAAGUCUAAUGAUCCUGAUAUGCGCUGGAACAAAGGAACUAUUUUAAAAGCAUCGGUGGAGUAUAUCAAGUGGUUACAAAAAGAACAACAAAGAGGCAGAGAAUUAGAGCAUAGACAGAAGAAAUUAGAACAGGCCAAUAGGAGGCUUUUGCUUCGAAUUCAGGAACUAGAAAUACAAGCACGAGCUCAUGGCCUGCCAAUCAUGCCUACAAUCAGCACGGUGGACUUAGCAUCCCAUGUCAUGAAACAGCAGGUCUAUCAAGAAGAGAAUUCAGUAGACUAUUCUCAACAUCUUGCUGUGGUCCACGAGCAACACGCUGACCUUGGUGAUGCCUCUGCAGCCUUUUCGGAUCCACUCUCGCACUUUACAGAUUUGUCUUUCAGUGCCGCUUUGAAAGAGCAGAGGUUGGAUGACAUAUUACUGGACGAUACAAUAUCACCAUUUGGGACAGAUCCACUCUUAUCCUCUGUGUCUCCUGCUGUGUCCAAAGGUAGCAGCAGAAGAAGUAGCUUCAGUUCAGAUGAUGGAGAUGAUGUAUAGCACGGAAAAGACGGCAUAGUUUGGGUGCUGCUGCUUUGUUUUGUUUUGACUUCGUUGGUGCUAAGAAAAUUAUGAAACGUAUUUAUGUUGUUGCUCAGCUCAACUGGAAAAAGAAAGGAGUCAGCUGUUGUUGAGAGAACCUCCCUGGGAAUAUAUAGUUUAGGUGUGUGCAUACAACACAGAUGAGCAAUAGAGUGAAAUGCAGUGCUAUUUUUAUAGAAAAAGAGGUUCCGGAAGUCACCUCCCUUGUUCUCUUAGAAUGGCACCUGAGACAUGCCAGAACCCACCUGAGAGGUGCGAGAAUUGAGUUCCUGUGAGUUCCCCCUGAAACAAAGCUCUGGUGAAAAGCAUAUCUUUGGUUGGAAGUGAUCACAGUAACACGGAUAUUUCACAGCUGACACUUUGCAAUGGAUAAGAUCUAGACUUAGUCAUGCCACUGAAAUUUGUAGGAAUCCAUUAAGUUAAGACUAACUUCAGUUUUAUUGAUUUCAAUGGAUCUGCUCUCAGUGUGACCCAGUCUGGAUCCAAUCCACUGAUUCAUAUUUAUUUACUAAUAAUGCUGCAGGUGUGUUUCCUUGCAAUUUAUACACCAAUAUUGUACCCAGUGCUUUUUUCUAGACAAACAGGUGCCGGUAUUCACCAGGAAGUUGUUACAGUAAGUGCCACACUUUUUAACAACAACAAAAAGAGGUGCCUGUACUGCAAACCUUUGAAUACCCCCUGGGAAAAAAGCACUGGUUGUAUCCCAAAAAACCAGUGAACUACUGUCGGGGCUGUGUUGGGCCCAAGGGCAGCCAUACAUGACUCAAGAUUUGGAGAUGGGUAUACCAAUUUGGGAGCCUGAAGUAAGAGAUGGUGAAGCCACAAUCUGAAGUACAGCAAGCAGAUGGUACUGUUCUGUUGACCAAUCAAAGGCAAAAAGCUAGGCUGCUACUGUUUAUAACAGAAUCUGUUAUUCCCAAAGGAGCUGAGAAUGGCCGCUUACCCGGUUCAAGGGUGGACGGUGGUUGGAUCCUGUCGCAAAGACUCUGGGACUGACCAGAGCACCGCCACCUUCCUGUUAGCUCUAUUCCUGGCUGCCAUGGAGCAACAUGGGUCCCUGUCAGACCUGGUUUGAAUUUCAGCCAAUCCAUGGUGGCCUGGAGGUGGGCAUUCAGGAGCCGACCUUGGAGCGGUAGUUUUCAGUCCGGUCUGCUCCUGGACCAUAUAAACUGGCCAGCACUGCUCUCCCAAAGGAGCUGAGAAUAUUCUUGGUCUACAGUAGCUAACCAAGCUAGGCCUGAAACUGAGAGGCACCUGGUUUAAGCACUGGAGUCUCUGUCACUGCUAAGGAAAAUACAUCCUAGGGCUGUGCUAAAUAACCGAUAUCACCCACCUUUCCCAAAGUGAAUGAGACACAUUAGAUAAUGUGUUUAUCAGGGCUGAAUUGAGACGGUUGCCAAUUUUGCAGGCUGGGGAGAUGGGCUUUUCAACUGUUUUGGGAGAUGAAGAUGAGAGCCAGUGUGGUGUAGUGGUUAAGAGCGGUGGACUCGUAAUCUGGUUAACCGGGUUUGCUUCCCUGCUCCUCCACAUGCAGCUGUUGGGUGACCUGAGGCUAGUCACACUUCUCUGAAGUCUCUCAGCCUCACUUUCACUCGCAGCCCCAAUUCCUCAUAAAACAAUUCUUUGUGAAAAGGUAACAUUGUUCCAGGAGCAUUGUGAGAGUAAAUUGGCCACUAGCAUCCUGGGAGGACCCGCUGCCAUGAAGCUGAAAGUAGUGGCAAGAAAAGAAAAGAAAAAUCCCUAUUUCACCUCCUUUUUAUGCCCCUGAAUCUCCCCCAUCCCCACAAUUUGAGGAAAAGCUCCUUAUGGGCUCAGUCCUAAUGUUUGGUGAUUUAUAAACGACAUAUAGAUACUGGUUCCAAAACUCUGGAGAAUGGGAAUAUUAUCCAACUGGAGAGUUAGUUAAUACAAGUUAGAUAAUACAUAUUAAAGACUUUCUAUCUCUCUAUCUGGGAUGUUGUUUGUCCCUUAAUGCAGCAGGAAUGUUGAAGAAUUUAUUUAUUUUUUAAAAAAAUGAAAUGGCAAUGCUUAAAACAUUGUUUUGCAGUUUAUGGAAAUCUGUUACCUGAAAAAUUCAAGUAUUUUCACAUUAUUGAUCAGAGAAAGGAAUCGAUAAAGUUAUGUCGGUCAAAUAGACUAGAAAAGAUGCAUAAUUCCUGCAAUUAUGAUGUUACAUAUCAUACACAAUUAAGGCUGCAGUUCUAUGAACAGUUACCUGGGGGAAAUCUUACUGAAUUCAUUGUCCUGUUUCUGAGUAGACAUGAAUAGGGUUGAACUGUGAACAAUGCAAAAAGCAGCGAGCUUAGUGCACAACUUUAUACUCUUUGGAGUCAGUAAUCAUUAGAUUAUAAUAUUAUUUUCAACCAUAAUAAUUGCAGCUAAGUAAUAUUUAAGAAGUGUAGCUUGUUUACUUUGCUGUACUAUGGUAUGUCUUGUUCCCCUUGCCAACGUUUUAUGCUAAAACUACAGUACAGACAGAUGUGGGGUUUAACUUUCUGGUGAUAUUUUAUCAGUCUAGAUUUACUAUCCAAAAGGUGACCUUGGAAUCGCAGCAGAUUAUUAGGGUAACUAUAUGUGUUAAGGUGGUAAUACACUUGUAAUGGUACAUAUAGAUUAAUGAAAUAAUAGAGGUUUAGCAGUAAGAGGGCAUGGGUUACUCACAUCAUUUUCAUAUCUAGAGGGAUCAUGGAGAAUAGUGUGGGUUGUUGAACUGAAUAAAUAGAAUAAUUCUAUAUCAAAUACUAAUAAUCAGGAAAUAAGCUGGCAUUCAUCCGCCCCCAACUUUGCACUUAGAAAAGUUAAGUGAUGUUUCAGAAGUGGAAAGUGAGAAUUUCAGAUUGGCCUUUCAUAGAAAUCACAUUAUUUUAAAGACAUUGGUGGACAAGUCCUUAAUGGAGAUAAAGAAAUUAAAUAUGAAUGUUCUACAUGGUUUUCUCAUUCAGCUUCUAUGGGCGUGCUUGGUCGUUCCUUUGAACUCUGGAUUUUAGGAGAUACUGAAUCUCCUUACUUCUCUGAAAAAGACAUUGCAGUACCCAUGCAUAAGUGUUUCAAAUGUUCGUUUUGAAUUUUAUUUAUUUAUUUUUUAAAAAGCAAUUCCAUUAUAUAACACGAGCAGACAAAUCUCCCAACUGUCGGAUUAUAUGGCUGCCAUUUGAAUGGACAGCAACCCAGCGCAGGUUGAAAUCUCUAGUAUGCUUGGUCACACUCAGGUUUUGCACCAAUCUCAAAAAUAAUUGCUGUGCAAAUUGUGUUAAGUAUCUGCAUAGUGCCUUUGGCUACAGGCCUUUGUUAUUUUACUGACACUCAGCACCUGGCAAGAUCAAACCCUGGGAGAUCUCAUAUAGAGCUCUUUAUAGAAAGGAGAUGGAACUUCCUGUCUUAGUUCAUACAACAUUCCCCGGAAUGGGAAAGGAAAGCAGACCAGAUUAAUAUUUGAGUGUAUGCUACAAGUGUAGUUUAUGAGAAAUAUGUCCGAGAGGCUUCCAAUACAGCUUUAAUCAAGUCUUAGUAAUAGGUAUGUACUGUUCAUAUGGUGGAGGCCUUAGGAACUGAAAUAUUCAUUGGAGCAGAAGGGCUGGUUAGCUCCCCACCCCACAAGCUAAUAACAGACAUUCGAGAAUUAUCUUGUUCUUCCAGAAUACAUGGACCAGUAAACUUAUCGUUAUGCAAAAUGAGGAACUGAAAUAUUGCUGUCUUGUCUAAUUUGUGAAAUGGACACAGGUCCUCACUGAACAACAACAACAAAAAUCCUGAACCCUAGAGUGUUUUAUUGUAGAUAUCAAAUGCUAAAAGUGAAACCAUUUUUUAAGAGCUAGAAAUGCUGUUGCUUUAUACUAUAAAGGGCUGAGAAUAAUUCCGCCACUUAAUCUUAAUAAGAACAUUGUUAUUAUAAUACAUUUGACUGUAAUAGGGUUGUAUAUAAAAACGGAGAAUGUAAAAUUAUUGUAAUUUAAAAUUAUGUUAAGUCUUUUAGAUCAGUUAAGACAUUUACAUUGCUAUUAUGAGACUGUAGAGUCAUUUUUAUAGUAAUUGCUAUUUUCUCCUGUUAAUACAAAUCUCUUGUUUUCUAAGUAUGCGACAGAAGGUGCUUUAUUUCCUACCUUUAUGCAAUCUUUAUUAAAACUACUUUUAAUAUGG
Molecule: messenger RNA, 5494 nt
Organism: Podarcis muralis (Common wall lizard)
Lineage: Eukaryota; Metazoa; Chordata; Lepidosauria; Squamata; Lacertidae
Gene: TFEC
Product: transcription factor EC
Biological process (GO): regulation of transcription by RNA polymerase II
Cellular component (GO): nucleus
Molecular function (GO): DNA-binding transcription factor activity, RNA polymerase II-specific; protein dimerization activity; RNA polymerase II cis-regulatory region sequence-specific DNA binding
Source: RefSeq, a predicted model, not a curated record